AACACAAUAAGACAGAGCCAGAGAGCGAGGGAGAGGAAGGGGUUUGCUCAUCAGCGCUUUUUCCGUUUUCUGGCCGCUCGUUUGUCCCUCCUCCUCCUCCUCUGCCGUGUCACUGGACUAAAAAAAAAAAAAAAAAAAAAAAAAAAGAGGAAGGAAUAUGGUUUGGUGCGACGCUCCACCCGUUCAGUAGCGGAUCUCUAGUCGAGACUAUCUGGGGAGGCUCGGUCCGGAUAAAAGCCGCCUCCAACACCUGAGACUAUCGCCCACAGUCCUGCAGGAGAACAACCAGCACACCGGGCCACAUAAAUGGUGGAGGCUGUGGUGGAGUUCGACUAUGAGGCUCAGCAGGACGAUGAGUUGACCCUGACGGUGGGCGACAUCAUCAGGAACAUACGGCGGGACGAUGGAGGCUGGUGGGAGGGCGAGCUGGGCGGACGCAGGGGGUUCUUCCCCGAUAACUUUGUCAGGGAGAUAAAGAAGGAUGGGAAGAGAGAUGGAGGCCAGGCGGGCUUGAUUCGAUCUGAACUUUCCAACGGCAGGGCCAGCCCCGUGUCGGACAGCAGCGUGCGGCCCGGAAAGAAAGGAGAGCAGAUCCGUAAACGGAGAUGUAAAGCUUCCUUCAGCUAUGCGCCUCAGCAUGAAGACGAGCUGGAGCUGAAAGUAGGAGAUGUCAUCGAGAUCAUCACAGAGGUGGAGGAGGGAUGGUGGGAAGGGGUUCUUAAUGGGAAGAUUGGAAUGUUUCCCUCCAAUUUCACCAAAGAGAUCCUGGCUGAUUUGGACGCCGCCUCCCUGGAAGCUCCCAGCUCACUGGAGGAGGGCCGCUGCAGCCGCACUAGUAAAGACAGCCCCGGCAGUGAGAGUGAUGGAGGAGACAGUCGGUCAGAAUCUGGGUCAGAAGUCCAACCUAAGAAGAUCCAGGGGGUUGGCUUCGGUAACAUCUUCAAAGACCAGCCCAUUAAGCUCAGACCACGCUCCAUUGAUCUAGACUCAGAGAAGGUCAACGAGGGCAAAAGUGGGAGCGUAGCAGCCGAAAGCAUGAAGACUGAACCUGACGCCAAAGCUAAAGUGCGGGAGCAGUGUAAGGUCCUUUUCCCGUAUGAAGCACAAAAUGAAGACGAGCUGACGCUGAAGGAGGGGGAUAUCAUCAACAUUCUCACAAAGGACUGUGCCGACGCAGGCUGGUGGAUGGGGGAGAUCGGCGGAAGGCAAGGCGUGUUCCCAGAUAACUUCGUUAAACUGGUUGAAGUUGAGAAAGAGAGACCAAAGAAACCCCCACCGCCCAGCAUCCCAUCGGCUAAACAUACCACAGAGAAAAAAUCGGAAGGGAAGAAGGCUCCUCCUGAGCGGCCUGAGCAUCUGCCACAGAGAGACCAGGAUCGAGGUGAAGAGAUGAAGGUCGGAGAAAUCCCUAAGCCCUCCCUCCCAUCGCACCUUCCCAAGAAACCCAUCCCCCCAAAGUCAAGCUCCUCCUCUUCCUCCCAUCCUCCAAGGCGUCCAGAGAGGCCUCCCCCGUUAGCGUGUGAAAGCCCCAAGUCUGAGGGUGGGGCUUCGACCCCAGAUUCUGCCCCUGACAGGUCACAUGGCACCGAUCUCGACCUGGACGCGGUCGUCCCUUCGUCAGAGAAGCUGAGCCACCCGACGGCGUCGCGGCCGAGAGUCACGGACCGCCGGCCUCGCUCUCAGAUCUUCACACCUUCUUCUCUGUCCGGUUUGGAGCUGGACUCUCCGGUGGUGGAGGACAGGAAGGACAGACGGAAGGACGACCAGGAGCCCGUCUCCGUCAAGAGAGGAGUCCCUAUCCUCCCUAUAUCUGACGGUAAAGUCCCGCUGCCCAAACCCUCUAUCCUGCCCCCACCCAACUCCGGCCAUCGCUCCAUCUCCCCGUCCUCCUCCUCGGGGCUGACCCCGUCCCCGGAGGUCAGGCACUCGCCGCUGACGCCGCCACCAACGCUGGAGGAACUCAGGAACCAACUGAGAGACUUGAGAGCCUCCAUAGACGUGUUGAAGAUCCAGCAUAGGCAGGAGAUGAAGCAACUGGCCAAUGCGCUGGAUGAGGAGAAGAAGAUACGUAUUAGUUUACAGGUGGAAGUAGAGCACAUAAAGAAAGGCCUGUCCAAAUGAGGACUGAAGAAUCCUGCUGCCAUCACAUCUGAGGCCACAUAAAAAAAAAAAAAAAAAAAUCAAAGCAGAAAAGAACAACUUUCUCACUGUUGGUUUUGACACUUCAGCCAAAACUAAGUUUGUGCCAAACGAUUAUCAUCAUCAUGACCAACAGUUUCAGCACCACGGAAUCAGCCACAUUUCCUCCCCUCUAAGCCGCCUUAUCCUGCGUUUACUUCUUACAUUUAUUUUUUAUCUUCUGUUAAAGAGGCUUCUCUGUUUGGUUUACUGCUAUCUUUGCUGUGCCAUCGGUACUGACUGGCCGCGGAACAAGAACGCCCAUGGAGUCGUGGCUGCUCGGUACUUUUUUAAGUUUCCUAGAGUGAAGGAAACUUCAGCCUCUGUAGCCCGGUCUGACCAGAAGACCUCUGUGCAGUUCUGCAUCCACUUUGCGGCCUUCACCUCCUAUCUGUGUGUCUGAGUGUGUGUGAGUUUGUUUUUCAUGUGAUGUGAGGACCUGAAGUAUUGAGGUUCAAAGUGGGGACAUUUUUUUAAAGGCUCCAUUACCAAUAAAAUGAAGAUAAAAAGGUUACUGUGUAAUUCACAUGAAAGGGGGACCAAUGUGAGCACAAUGUCCUUUUUAAGCAUAGAUCCAGAUGAAAAAACACAGAAUUAAUUUUUCAUAUUUUUAUCAGAUAAUAAUUUAAUUUAUCAGAUAUAAUAAUGAACAAACCUCCUAGGUCAUGAUUUACAAUUCACAUAAAACAAAAAGCAAUUUCCUCUUUAACAGUUGGAGAGUGAAGAAUGUUUCUAAUUUGCACUGUAGACAGGAGAUCAUGAUGCAUCAAGCAGUAUAAUGCUUUAUUUUUCUGUAUGCCUUACUGUGAUAUUUUGUUUUCAUAUUACUUAAUGUUUGACCUGCAAUUACAUCUCACUUUUGAGGGUCCGUUUGAGUUCUGGCACUAAUAUUCUGGACAUCCAUGGUGCUAAAAACAAGUUGUCUGAGAAAUUUUAAUCUGCAUCAGCUCAGCAGUCAGAACGCAAAACUGCCUGAAAUUUGGAGGUUAUGAAAGUCAGCUGACAAAUGUUACCCAGAUCAAGAAACCUCAUCUUGAAACAAAAAAAAGUGGAUAUGCAUACUCCUUUCAUCUACUCCACACAGGGUAAACCAUAAACCAACAUUUGUUUACAUGUCCCUUAGAAACUUUAACUUUCACCGUUCAGUUUUUGUAGCCAUCAAUAAGCAUCUGGCACAAUUACAACUGGAUAUUUGAUAAUUUUGUGUUGGCAAAAUUGUUUUUUUUAAGUUGUUAUUUUUUUUUUGUUAGUUUAAGUUGUUAGACUAUUACUUAAGGACCAGGCCUUAAGUAAUAGUCCAUCAUUUUUUUUAUAAAAUUGAUGCCACGGUUGAGAAACUUAAAGUUAGUCUCCAAUAUCCAUUGUGGUGUGGUUUUGGUUAUUGUCCUGUUGGAACAAUCGAUUGAGUUGGGAUUUAAAUAAUUCACAGAUUUUCCUUUUUUGUUAGACUAUCCAGCUUGUGCAUUGCACCAGUACAGCUGGUAGUUAACCAUUAUGGUGCUGCCACUACCAUGUUUAACUACAUACUAUUUGUCAUUGUGGACAAAUUACAUGAUGUCUGACCAUAACAGAUUUUCGGGUUUUUGAUACGGGCAACAUGGUUCUUGGCUGUGGGGAUAGAAAAGCAUGGAAGGCACCAUGAAGCACAAAUAAAACUAGAUUUUUCCAAAUGGAAAGGGACAUCGUUCCAACAGUUUCCAGGCCAUGGCGGGCUAGAUACGAAGUGGCUCCUUGGUUGUUCCUGAACAUCCUUGUUCAGAUGCUAGAAACUUGGACAACUUAGGAUAUUGUAAGAGAAGAGUGUUUUCAAACGUACUUUAAAACUGAUUUCAGAAAUAGGCAAAGCAAAGGGAUUUGAAGCUUCUGGAAUAGCCUUUCCAAAAGUCCAACCUCAAUCCCAUUGUAAAUACAUGGACUAAGUGUAAAAGGUAGACGUCUGUCAGAAGACUAAACAUUAAACUGAAUUCUGGCAAUUCAGUUUUGUCUCUUUCCACCAAAACAGAAUGAGGACUGAAUGUGUAAAGUUUCUAGAACAGUCAAAACUUUAGUAAUUAAGAGUGUAAGCGGGAACAGAUCCAAACGCUACUCUUGUCUGUUGUUGUGAAAAAAAAUAAUAACUAAUACAAGACCACAUCCACUAUAGGUGAUCACAUUAUUUGGAAAAUAAUUAUUACUUGGAAAUGUUGAUAUCUGGGCUUUUGCUGGCUUUAAAAGCUGCACAAAUGUGGUUAAUAGGUUAAGCUUGGCAAAAAAAAAAAAAAAUCUAGUCUUUAUUCCUGUACAGAAAUGACCACUUUUUUUGUUUGAGUAAAAAUCUUGAGAAACCCUAAAAAGCACAAUUUCACAAAUUUAAGUAAUUCCUUUUAGCAAACAAGAACACAUCUAACAUGUUGCUGCAAACUGAAAGUGCAUGAACAAACAAAAAUGUUUAUUUCCCGUUCUGGUUAAGAUUAAUGACAGGGUUAAGUGAAUGUAGAUGGUUACAGGUCCUCACGGGUAACUGAAGGUCAAACGUGUGCAUAAUGUGUGGUUUUGUAUUACAGCAUGUGCAGCUGUUUUUGCCUCCCUUCCUUACGUGUGCACAGAAUCUAUGACAACCCGUCACUGUGGCCUUCCUGUUUCAGAUUCUAAGUCUUUUUAUUUCUUCUCUUUUCUGUCUUUUUCGUAUGACAAAGAGAAAACUGCUACAUCCGAGGCUACCAGUUGUUUUCUUGACUUGGUCCUUUCUCUCAAAGAUGGUGAUAAAUGAAUAAAUAUAUAUAUUUACUUUUAUAUUUCAGUGUAAUAAAGAGGCUAUUAUGUA
This is a messenger RNA of Fundulus heteroclitus (mummichog), 4981 nucleotides long. It is a transcript of the gene sh3kbp1, whose product is annotated as SH3-domain kinase binding protein 1. Gene Ontology annotation, molecular function: protein binding. Bases 307 to 2121 code for a protein of 604 amino acids. NCBI's taxonomy places the organism in Eukaryota, Metazoa, Chordata, Actinopteri, Cyprinodontiformes, Fundulidae. The record is from RefSeq and is a predicted model, not a curated record. The transcript has 19 exons.